AUGGUCUUCAAUCCAUCAUUCAGGAAUAUAGUUUUGACUAUAGGUAUUAUAUUCGAGGUUCAAGCCAUUCCAGCACUGUAUGAUGGUGAAGCUGACAGAGGGGAGCUAAGGGAUGAUAUUCCUGAAAUAAAUCUUGAACUGUUUGAGGGGGAUAUUGCUGGUGAUCCAAAACGAAAUGCAAUAUUGGAUGAGACUGCAAGAUGGAAGUUUCCCAUACCUUACAUAUUAACCGAUUCAUUGGAUCUGAAUGCAAAAGGCGUGAUUCUCCAAGCAUUUGAAAUGUACCGUCUGAAAUCGUGCGUAGACUUCAAACCCUACGAAGGAGAGCAGACAUACCUUUCCUUCACGAAACUGAGCGGAUGUUGGUCGUUUGUCGGAGAUUUGCACGAGGGCCAAAACCUUUCCAUUGGUGCGAGGUGUGACAGCAAGGCCAUCGUUGAACACGAGCUUCUACACGCGCUGGGAUUUUAUCACGAGCAAUCCAGAUCAGACCGAGAUGAUUAUGUCAAAAUCUGGUGGGAUCAAAUCAUUCCUGGAAAAGAGCACAGCUUCAACAAAUAUGAGGACGACUUCAUCACUGACGUAAACACACCCUAUGACUAUGAAUCAAUAAUGCACUACAGGCCCCUCUCAUUCAACAAGAAUGAAACCGUACCCACCAUAACCACGACCAUUCCGUCCUUCAACGACAUCAUCGGCCAGCGUCUGGACUUCAGCGCCGUUGACCUGGUCCGGCUCAACCGCGUGUACAAGUGCCCCUCCACGGUAACCCUCUUGGACCAGUGCUCCUUUGAGCAGAUCAAUAUAUGUGGCAUGAUUCAGGGUGAAGAGGAUGAUGCUGACUGGGUCCAGACACUGAGCACCUCUGGGUCAGAGGAUCAAACCCUGGUGGGGCGGUGCAGAGAUGCUGGAUAUUUCAUGCAGUUCAAAACCUCGGGGUUGGAAGCGGGUAAAAGUGCUGUCCUGGAGUCUCGUAUUCUGUACCCCAAGAGAAGCCAGCAGUGCCUUCAGUUCUUCUACAAGACAACGGGAAACUCCAACAACAUGCUUGUCAUCUGGACCAAAACAGACGAUGGGACAGGGGACGUCCGUAGACUCAAGAAAGUGCACACAAUCAUAGGCGACGGAGAUGAAUCCUGGAAGAUUGCUCACGUGACGCUUAACAGCAAGGACAAAUUCCGCUAUGUCUUCCAGGGCAUCGCUGGCCAGAACGCAGGCGGUGGAAUUCUCGUCGAUGACGUAACCUUGUCCGAGGCUCGUUGCCCCAGCAACGUCUGGCAAAUCCGCAACUUCACCGGCCUGAUCCGAUCCACUCCCAACGGCCAGGCUAUUGUCAGUUCACCGGUGUACAGCACGGAGGGCUACGGUUACGGAGUUAGUGUGUAUCCCAAUGGUAACGCCAUCUCAGAGGUGGGCUACGUGAGCGUAUAUUUCCACCUGGUCAGCACGGAGAAUGACGGAGUUCUGGAGUGGCCCGCUUUGAACAGGCAGGCCACCAUAAUCGCCAUGGAUCAGGAUCCGGAUGUGCGGCUUAGAAUGUCGGCCAGCGGGAGCUUCACCACGGAAUUGAGUCCGAAUUGGGAAAAACCAGGUUCCGGAGGAACGUGGGUUGAAUCCUGCCAGUGCUACUGGGGGACGGGAUUAGGAUGGAGUACAUUUAUUUCACACAAGCAGCUCAUGAGGAGAAGUUUCCUGAAGAAUGAUGACCUUAUUAUAACCUCUGACUUUGAAGAUCUGAGCCAUCUGGUGAAGUCAGAGGUUCCUGUCAGGCCAAAACCUGCCCGUCCUCUCCAGGACGGGCCGGUGGACCCCGCUGAGGUCCCGAAAUGGCGAGAGGCACGCUCUGUUAUCGCCGACCCGUGUCGACCCAAUCCCUGUCUGAACGGGGGGGUGUGUGUUGAGCAAAAUGGGCGGGCUUCAUGCAGAUGUGCAUCGAGUCAGGCCACUUUCUACACGGGUGCCAUCUGUGAGAAACAGCGGAUUGAAGGGAACGUCCUUGGGGUGCUGAUUGGUGGUGCUGCUGGCACAGUUGCUUUGACAGUGGCCAUUAUCGCAGUCAUCCGGAGAAAACGCUGAGGCUUGUUAACACAUUGCGUAUGUCACUUUUAACAGUGCCAUUUUCUUCAAACAAGAUAUCAUAAUUUUAUUGAUACAAUUGUUUUC
This is a messenger RNA of Conger conger (European conger), 2163 nucleotides long. RefSeq names its product meprin A, alpha (PABA peptide hydrolase), tandem duplicate 2 (gene mep1a.2). The coding region runs from base 1 to 2076 and encodes 691 amino acids. The transcript is spliced from 14 exons. Gene Ontology annotation, cellular component: membrane. Gene Ontology annotation, molecular function: metalloendopeptidase activity; protein binding; zinc ion binding. Gene Ontology annotation, biological process: proteolysis. Lineage: Eukaryota; Metazoa; Chordata; Actinopteri; Anguilliformes; Congridae. The record is from RefSeq and is a predicted model, not a curated record.